AUGGUCAAAUCAAUCGGUCGACCGUCAUCAGUACGUACGGAAGAUGAGUGGAAAUGGAGAAACUUGUUUGUUUCGUGGAUCCAUUCAUGUUUAAGCGCUACGUGGGUUUUAAUGUGGUAAGUGAUUCUGUUUAUUGAAUGUAUGUUUCUAAUGCUUGUAAUAAAUAGCAAAAUAAAAAUCAUCGGGAUGGCAGUUAAAAUCUAAAACUUUUUGCAAAAGUGCACAGUCCUUAAUGCCUUAAUUAUGAAAGUUGCCAGUGUGGAAGGACACAGAAAAAAGUCAUACGGAGUGCGCUCUUUUGAAGCGGUAGCGCCAAAAUUAUGGAACAGUUUGCCCCAAUCUUUGAGGGAAAUUGAAAAUGAUAAAAAAUCAUUUAAGAAACAUUUAAAAACUUUUUUAUUUAAAUAGGUUUAAGAACAUCAGAGGGCUGUGAACACGCUAAAACUAAAGUAGCAUUAGGCCAUUAGGCACUUUAAAACUAGUCGAAGCAUCGAUCUGCGCAUGUCCAAAAAUGUCGAAAAAACUUUUUCUACAAUAUGGCGUACAGCUACACGGUAUCUUUGGAAAAUUGCAUACUACGUCAUCUUUGUUUAUUCAAUAUUUGCUUUCCUCAUCAGUGACGUAUCAGUUUUUGUUUUCCGGUCAUAUAUUGAUUAAUGCUACUAGAUUUUUUGUGCAUCACGGACAGUAUUAUUAUAAUGACUCGGUUAGCAUAUAAAUCACAUAAAUACUUUUUUACUAGUAAAUCAACCAAAAUAAGUUUUAUUGCUACCCAAUCUACAUUCAUUGUAUGAGUUUUUUCAUUUUUUGAGUUAUUAUCGUUGAGCUAUCUAUAAAAAGUUAUGCUUCCCACGAAGACGUGGGGGGUAUAAAAUUGUCAUUAUUUUUUAUUUUGAUCGAGAAGCCGGAAAUGGCUGCUAUCACUGUGAUUCGUUAAUGUUAAAUCCUUAAACAUCUAAAUAAUUAUAAGACAUUUAAAAUGAAUAAUUUUAAGAAAAGAUUAUAACCAAACUUGAAAAGUUUAUGUAGUAACCAAGCGUUGGUUUUCAUUUUUAAUUAUUACAUUAAAAAUUGUGUACGGUAGCGGUACACAGUUACGUUCUUCAUUAUUGAAUCAAUAUCUAAUUUAAAAGUUUUACAAUAGUAAUAUCAAUAAUAAUAAUCGUUUUUCUCUUAUUAAUUAUUUCAGAGAAUAUUACUAAAAUUAGGCCUACUUAUCAAUUAUAAUUAUAAACAACUGUUAUUAUAAUAUUUAUUAUUUAGGCCUAAGCUAAGCUUAAUUCUAUUACUACGACUACCACCACACUUACAUGCCCAAUUUAAGUUAGUGUGUUUGUUUUAAUUUAAUGUACUAAAAUGUACAUUUUAAAUAAUUGUAAAGUUAAUGUAACAUUCUAAUUCUUAGCCUUCUUACUGUGUGUCUUUAAAGGCUAUAAUAUAUUAUUAGAAUCAGAUAAUUGUAAGUUUAUUGAAUUAACAGUCUAGUCUAGAUAAUAUAUUUUUUAGUUAAGCCUAUAUAUAACAGUUUUAUUAAAAUACUUCAAAUUAAUAAAAAAGACUCAAACAAGAUCAUCGUAGUAAUUAUAUAUUUAUUAGGACAUAGAAAAGCAGUACAUAGGCAAUUAUUUAAUAUAUCAAAUAACAUUUUUUAAUGAAUUAGUCUCAUCAUCAUGGAUGAUUUUAUUUGAGUAAUUUUUAUUUAUAAUUACAUGCGUUCAAUUUUAUACAUACAAAAACACUACUUACCUUAAUAGAAAUAUAAUAAUUGAUUUAAAAUUUAACAAAAGCAUAAUAAUGUGAGUUAAAAUUCAAUAAACAUGUUAUUUUUUCGUUUUUUCCUAUAUAAAUAAUGAUUUUCCCAAUUUUUCUGUUCACUUUUUUCUCAACAUACCCACAAAUAUAUAUAUCAAAAAUUUAAAAAUCUUGAUGUUAUAUAAAAGUUUUGUUGUUUAUUUUGAUGUAUAUUGCAUUGAGAAUGUCUUCUGACAAUUUGGUAGCAUUAUCUUUUAAAAUCCAAAAGUUUGGGCAAAUAAGGCAGAAAUUUGGAAAGUGGGUCACACGUUUUUUCAGUUAAAUACAAAGAUAAAGAAGGGAGUUUUGAAAAAUCACCAAAAAAAUCGUAACUCCACUUCUAAAGAUAGAAAGAUGAAAUUGGUGUUGUUGUAAAGCUUAUAGCUAGCCCUUUAAAAUGAUGUUUCAUUCAUGGCAGUCGAACAAUAUUUAAAUUUUGUGUCAAAGUACCUAGUAGCAUGGACCCAUGGGUACCAGGGCUAUAUAAAUAAGAAGUGUCUACACUUCCAGUGACCGGAUGAAUAGUGCGGGAGAUAUGUGUCCAGCGACCAAGUCACAUGACCGCCGGAGGAAUACUUUAUCAAGAUAUUUGUCCGGCAUCCACAGCACAUGAAUGCCGUACCAAAGAGGCUUACAAGUGGCACGAGAGAAUUGUCCGUCAGCCUUGUCAUGUGACCGAUAAUUGUACAGUCGAUCAGAAAAAUGGCGUCGGAGAUGCAUGUAGGCCGUAGCGAAUAGUUUUUACAGUAAUUUACCGAGUAUCUUGUAAACAAAUAAUAGAUAAAAAUACUUGGGUAAGUUACCAAAACAAAGGGGUUGGGGGGGGGGAGACAAUUUUAAAUCAUGUCGAUAGAAUUGGAUGCUCAUCAAAAAAAAGGUGUUGGGGUGGGGGAGUGUUAAGCAAUAAUGCAUUCUAGAGGGAAGAAAUGCUGAGAGGGAUAGAGAAAUACAGUAAUAAAGAAAUAAGAGUGAGGGUGAUAAAUAAUUAAAUUUAAGGCGGGGAGGCCAAUAGUUCACAAAGAAAUAGACCCUGCCUACAUCUUAAUAUAGGGCCGAUAUAGUGGUAGCCUAGCUACUUCUCAUGCAAUACUGAAUACUAAUCCUAAAAUACAACUUUAUUGGCAUAGAUCUUUUGAAGUCUACUGGUCUUAUUUUAUUUGGUUCAUAUUUUAAAUUUACGCUUAGUUCAAGGUAGAGCUUUUUGAAAUGUUUUACCAAGAUAACAGACUUUUUUCUUUGAAGAGUCGGAAUUAAAUAGACUAGUAAUAGUAGUAAGAGUACUACUAGUUAGUAUAUAGGCCAACUAGUUUAAUAUUCAAAGUCAAAUGCUUACGAUAGACUUUAUGUAUCUCAGAGCAUAUGAAUAUAUUAACAUGUUCUGUAUUUAUUUAUUAUCUAGGGAUUGGCCUACUGAUAUAUGUAAUAUAUGUACACAAUAUUGGAAUAUCAUAAUAAUAACACCUACUAUUUGUCUGGCGGUCACAUGACAUGUCUGUCGCGGAAUAAAAUCUCCCACUAGGUGUCCAGCGGUCACGUGACUUGCCCGCCAGACGCAAAUGACCCGCACUACUCGUCCGGUCGCCGGACGUGUAGACACUGCCAUAUAAAUAUUCAAUUCACUACUAAUGAAUUUGUUGUCUUUCCCAAAAACAUUUUUGAAGAAGUUCAAAAUCUAUGUCAUUCAUAUUAAAGCCUCCUGAGCCUUACAUAUUGAUGUAUAUUUGUGCCGAUUCUCAUUGAGUUAGGACGUCGGCCAUUAGUUAUGCUCAGUUGGGUAAGCCACAAGUAUGGUAAUAUUGCUGAGCCCAAACAUUUGAUAAGGUGACAAUACACCCCUUUUAAAGGUUAGAAGUUGCAGAUACUUAAAAAAUAUUAAAUUAUUACCACUACUUACAUUAAAAUGUAAAAUAUUUGAUAACUUGUGAUUUCGAAUGAACUUACAAGGCAUUUAAACAAGAUUAUUUUAAUUUGAGUUUUAAAAACCCAGUAGACUCCAUAUUAUUAAUAAUCAUAAUUUGCUGUGUGCAAAACAUUGUCAUGGGCAACCAUUCACAGUCACUUGCAUGUGCUAUACUACUAUAGUAUUUUACUCAUGGUUUCAUUCAUAUUAGACUGUCAUAAGCAAACAGUAUUAAAUCAUAGUCAGAGGGAGCUUUAAUUUAUUAGUGAUGUCGAUGUGUAAAAGUUGAAAAUUCAAAAUAAGUAGUCCGAAACUAGUGUUAUUUUCAUAGGGAAGCCAAGCAUUAUAAAGACUCUUUAUUUAUAAAGGACACCAUAAAUGUGUUAAACGGAACAGCCAUAUCAUAAAAUUUGCUAAUAAUGCAUAUUACUUAGCUAGAUAAUUUACAAUUUAAAUUACAAUAUAAUUGCAUAGUAGUGUUAAAAUUAAUAUUAAAAUUAUCAUUUAAACAAGAGAAAUAGCAUGUGACACAAUCAGCAGAAUCAGGUCACCAAAUGUGGAGGUGCAGUCUUUAGUAAAAAAAUUAAAAACUAAUUCACACUUAAAAAAUUCAUAGCUGAAAAAGUACUAAAGCUAAAAUGUUUAUUCUAGUAUUAUUUCUCUAUUAAAGUUUGCUCUAUGCAACUGUUCUUUUUUAAUACUUUGUUGAAUUUUUUUGGAAGUACCACCAUAGUAUCAUCAUAUAGUUAAUAACAUAAGCAUACAAAUUACUAUAGGCUAACUCAGGUCAAUUUAAUCUCUGAAUCUCUGUUUGAAAAUUUCUUGAUGAUUCUUCAGUUAAAAAGUUUCAAAAGAGUGGCCUAUAAUUUACUAAAGGCCUACUGUUACGCACUGACUUGUAUUGGGAGAAAUUAAUCUCCUAUUUUAAUUUUAAUUGGCUCGUUGUAAACAGUGCCUAACAAAGGACGAUACCAUAGAAUCAACAAUAUUAAAGAUACGACCCAAAACAGUUUCUAGUUACAAUUUAAUUAAGAUUUAUUAUGUCUUAAGAUAAUUACAAAAUAAAAUAAAAUUAAAAUUACAAUCUUCAACUUACAGUAUGGUAGAUCUCGUACCGGUACACAGUUAAUAAAAUUUGAAAUAAUGAUGCCAAUAAAUAAUGCGAAAUAAACACAUAUAAGUAGGAGCACACAAAUACACAAAGAAUAAAACACGCCUCGUAAUGUUAAGAAAAUCUAUCUGAAAUCUCCGUCGCCUCUGUAUCUGUCAAUCAUUUAUAUACAUGUAGAGUAAGACGCUUCCAGAAGGCUUAGGACCUGUUGUUUACAUAUCUCGGGUUAAGGAGUACAUUCCAGAAGGUACCCGGAGUCAUUAUACCCAAUGCGUAAUUGGAAGCCGAUUGUAAACAAGAUAAUUCAAAGGCCUAAGCCAUACCCCUUUGUGAACACAGCGUCUCAUGCGGGGUCAAUCAGAGGGCACGCACGAGAAAUAUGAUGUAAACAAGCUCUCUAUAGGGGUGUGCCGGACCCCGGUCCGGAAUCCGGUUCCGCCGGAUUUUGCACUAUCCGGUGAAAUCCGGUUCCGCCGGAUUUACAUGUAUCCGGAACAACCGGAUUCCGGAAUCCGGAAUAUACCGGAUUUCGGAAUUUGCCAGAUUUUGUGACUCACCGGAUCAUAAUCUGAAAUAAAAGUAAUUCUCUUUCCCGAAUUUCACACGAUCACGAUACAUUAAUCGAUUGUUUCGAGCGUUGAGCUUGUUUAAUGUUUAAUAUUCCGUACAUACCAGAGGCUAGAGUCAGCACCGCUAAUAGUGGCCAAUAGUGUAGGGACUUUGAUAAGAAAAUUUAAACUUUUUGUAAAAAUAAACCAAUGGCAUAGUUGAAAAGAUGUAAUUUUUUAAAGAAUUAUAACACCAAAAUCAUAUUUUUAGCUGUUGUAGUUUUAAAGUUAUGAAUUUUUAAAGUACGACUUGGUUUGUCAUUUUUUAACAUGGACUGCAUCUCCACAUUCUGUGAUCUCAUUCCACCAAUCCCGUCAUGCGCAAUGACUAUAUAGUUUAUAUAAGGCAACGCAUUCCCUGCCUUAUCACUAAAAUACUGUUUAGACUUAGUUUAAACUUUCAACUUUGGCACAUGAAUAAUUAAUUAAAGCUUUCCCUGACCAAUGGUUUAAUAGUUUUUGCACACGGCAAACUCUUAUGAAUGAAACUCUGAGGUAGUACUACGAUACAGUUAUGCAAGUGGCUGUGAAUGGUUGCCAAUGACAACGUGUUGCACACGGUAAAUUCUGAUCAUUUAUAAUAUGGAUUCUACCGGGUUGUUAAAGCUCAAAUUAAAACAUUCCAGUUUAAAUGUCUUUAAAUGCAUUCUGAAACACAAGUUAUCAAUUAUUUUGAUGUAAAUAGUGAUAAUAAAUUAAUAUUUCCUAAGUAUCGUCAACUUCCGCCAUUAAAAAGGGGGGCGUGGCCAACCCCAUGGCGAAAUUAGGUUGAGCGAGCUGCAUGACCUGCUGCGAACGCGUAGAAACAUGGCGUCUCUCGUAAGACACUUAUCCAAAUGGAACGGAACUCAAAUAUAUAUCGAAAGUACUAAUUUAAUAAUAAAUAGACACACACAUCGGAAAAUUAAAAACUCGGAUUUUUUGGCGCCGAUUGCGAAUUCCCAUACACAAAAAGUAGUAGUCCACCUUGACUUACCGAAGUAUCUACCAAUAGUACCAAAAUCCGGAAUCCGGGAGAAACCGGUAUCCGGAUCCGGCGGAUUUCGCAUAAGAAAAUCCGGAUCCGGAUCCGGUUGGAAAAAACGGAUCCGGCACACCCCUAGCUCUCUAUAACACCUACGCUUAGUAAUAUUUAAAAAUUGUCAAAGUAAAAAUUAACUUGUAAAAAAACUAAUAUAAUUUUUGCAUCAAAUUGAGAUAAAUGUAUAAAGUGUUCAGCAAAACCCAAGCCCAUAGCAAAAUCCAUCCAUCAUGUCCAUGACGCAACACUUUGUCUCUAAAGAAUAAAAUAGUAAUUUUAUAAUUAAACAGAUUUUAUUUUCUCUUUAACCAGUUUAGAGUUCACUUAAUUAUCUGUAUUUUUUUAAUUCAAUGUGUGGUCCAUCUCUGAUAUCCAAAUAGGAUAGGAUAAUCCAGUUUCUUUGUACUACAUUCUUCUUAUUUUAUGCUUUUCUUUUUUUUAGUAAGGGUAUUGCUGCUAAAACGGCCAAUGGAUUCACAUUCAGCUUAAAUAAUAAAAUACAUUGUCAACCUGAAUAGGGAUUGGUUAGUUGCACCCAACGCAUUUUCAACCUGGCUAAUGAUUGUUUCAUUGUACCCAACACAUUGUUAACCCUACUAGUGAUUGUUUCAUUGUACCCAACACAUUUUAAACCUGACUAGUGAUUGUUUCAUUGUACCCAACACAUUGCCAACCUGACUAGGAAUUGUUUCGUUUAUACCCAGCAACCAUUUUAUUUGAUGUUAUCUAUUCUUGUUUUGUGAAUUUUUAGCAUGUAUUUAGUUCAUUUGUUCAGUGAUGUCCUUGUAGUAGCCUUACUCUGUCACAUCUUUUAAUGGGCGUCAUAUUGUUAUUGGGUUUUAAUUAUUUAAAAUGCCUAAGUAACUUGGACGUACAUACAGUGAACAAUAAAUUGGAUUAUGAUUUGUAUAUGCCUUAUAUAUUUUUAUAUGUUUAAAACUAGUUUUAAUUUAUUGUGUGCAGGAUGACAUGGCUUUACAAGUAACGAGUUAUUUAUAAAAUAAGAAAACAUACUUUUUUUGUUGAGUUAAACAUAGUUAUAAUUCAAUAAAAUACUUACACCACUUUACCACAAAAUGUUAAUAAUGAAAAGAAAUCGCUUACAAUAAUUUAAUAUCACAAGCUGAAAGUUUUUCACCUAUGAAUGAUUGCAUUUCUUAUUUUUCAGCAUGCUUGUGUACCCUGUGUUUUUAAAUGACCUUAUUCACCAUGUAAACUACUUCACUUAUUUUUGUACUUGUUUUGGUACAGGUUAGUAUAGUUAUGAAAAUUUACUGUUCAAGUUUAGCUGAGUUGUUUUCUCAUGAAAAAAACACCCAAAAAAACGUCCUGCAAAGUCUUGAUGAAGAUAAAGAAAUUAGUCAACAAAAUACAUUUUGGUAAAGACAUUUUCCAACAUGGAUAACCAAUUUAAAAAAAAAAAAUCAUGCUAUUUUAUUCAGCAAAUAAAUGUUUUCACACCUUGCUUGUUAUAAAUAUAAGGCACAUCACCUUUGUUAGUAUAAAUGUUCACUCAUCCCAUUGUUAUUAAUGUUCCAUAGUUACCUUUCUUAAACAUCUCUCCACUUCUGCUUUGCUAUAAAUUUUACCCACAUCUCAUUCAGCUAUAGGUUUCCCCCCACAUUUUCCUUGCUAUAAAUGUGCCAAUAUCUCCCUAAGUUAUAAAUGUCCCUACAUCCCUUUAGUUGCUUCUCCCUUUCUUUUACACAUUUCCCAAUACCUAAAUAUUAUCUCUGUUGUUUAAAUAAUUAAAAACAUCUUGUUCUAUUUCUUUUUACCUUUAAAAUCUGAUUAUUGGGUUGGGUUAGUAAAAUUUAUUUUAAAAAUGAAAUUAAGUUGCUACAGUUAAAUCCUAUUCCUUUUUAUUUUCUCAGGUUACUUUAUGUACGACUUUCUGGAUCUGUUACGCAACAAGAAAAUGAAGGUGUUCUGGCAGGUUGCAGUACAUCAUGUGGCGGUAAGUGAAAUAGUUUUUAAAAAAAAACACCACCAAAAAAAACAACACUCCACUGGAUCAUUGUUGUAAGAAUAAGUUUUUAAAAAAAAUUACUGAAUUUUUUUUUUUAUGUUCAGGUCAUUUGCACCGCCUUAUGGUUAGUGUUUAUUGUGCAAGGGAUUCUUCUAAUUGAAGAAACCACAAAUUAGUUGAAACCUAAGAGAGACAGUGUUUUGAGGUGUUAAUUUGUAACAACAGGUGAGCAAGGCGUGAACAUUUUCGCAAUGGGCAUUAGUGUUUUGGAAUUUGGGAGGGCGGUAAGUGGCAGCAUAUGCAGGAGUGUGUCAGGACAGUCCAAAGAAGAAUAUGAACAACUGCACCACCAGUACCCAUAUCAUCUUAUCCGAUAUGGUCUUUUAAGCUACAAUCGCACUGCAGAUUUGUAACAGCAGAACGUCUCACGUCUGAUAUUUAUUUCUGACUACCAGCUCCAGAAGCACACGCCUGGCUGGCAAUCUGAUGCUCCGGAGAUGCAUGUCAUUUUAUAAAUAAAGUUUGCUUCUCUUUUCAUUUAAUUUCAUGCGAUAGAAGGAAGAUGAAAUAAAGAAUUAUGAAAGAGGGAAUUAGCUACAUGUGUACAGUAGAAGUCACCAUGGCAACGCAUAAACAGUAACAUAGAAAACAAAAAUCGACUAUUGGAGGGGAAAAAAGAUAUAGAUGUUCAUAAGCAAAAAUAUUUUUUUUUGGUUAAAAAUUUAAUGAAAUCAUAUUAAAAGUUCAAUAAUUACUUUAUUAAAACUAUGCAGAUCUGCAAAUAAUGCUUGAUUAGCACAUCUGAUAAUUAGCUGAUUAAUCUGUCAAUAGAGGCUGAUGACUAGAUAAACACAUGUUCUGAUAUGCCAAUCGCCAAUUACUUACAUGACUUAUAUACUGAUGAAUUGAUUGAACCCUAUUAAACGCUCAUCUUAAGGUUUGUAUGCACACAUUAUUUCCUGAGAGUUGCAAUAUCUUUCUCAUCCCUAUCACAGGUGGUUUCAAUAUUCUUCUACAACAUUGCCAUAAGAGCUCAGAUAGGCUUCACCCUGAUAGCCCUGAGCGUGGAGGUGAACUCUGUCUUUCUUCACUGGAGGAAGCUCCUGCAGAUGUUGAAAACGCCCUUUGACAGCCCCAAGUAUGUAGUCAUCAAGCACCUCAACCUGCU
This is a messenger RNA of Lymnaea stagnalis (great pond snail), 9568 nucleotides long. NCBI's taxonomy places the organism in Eukaryota, Metazoa, Mollusca, Gastropoda, Lymnaeidae. The record is from the annotation of a GenBank genome assembly.